Molecule: messenger RNA, 6993 nt
Organism: Phyllopteryx taeniolatus (common seadragon)
Lineage: Eukaryota; Metazoa; Chordata; Actinopteri; Syngnathiformes; Syngnathidae
Gene: psme4a
Product: proteasome activator subunit 4a
Biological process (GO): proteasomal ubiquitin-independent protein catabolic process
Cellular component (GO): spermatoproteasome complex; nucleus; cytosol
Molecular function (GO): peptidase activator activity; proteasome binding
Source: RefSeq, a predicted model, not a curated record
GUGUCGUCUGCCCUUGUGCUCGGGUGGAGUUGGAUGAAUCAGUCGACGACCAACGGUCUUGAGGAAAUGACUGAGCCUUUUGUAGUAGAAUGCUAACUUUUCCUUGGCUGCUAGCUGCUUGUCAUAUUUAAGGAUUCCUCUAGCCGAAGAGAAGAAGUGUUUGCGUGCCAACGUGUAUCCGGACAAAUAGUUUUCUUUUUCCUGAUUAGCCUUAACAUGUUAACAUCGGUUCUUGCUAACGUUGACUGUGGAGAGAAGCUGUCUUAACUUGGGAUAAAUGGCUACCGAGCGUGUCAUCAACUUGUGACUCUCUGUUUAGUCACUGUGGGCGAACAACUGAAAACUAGCACAGAAAGUGUUACAGUUAUUGUUGCUAUAUACCACAGCAACGAAGCCGAACCAAGUAAAAUUACAAUUUAAACCUGCCGUUUUGUAUUUGAUAAAAUGAAAGAGGCACAGUCGGAUGUAUUGGGAUUUGUUCCCCAAAAAGACAUCGUAUAUAACAAACUGCUGCCUUAUGCGGAUAGGCUCGAUGACGAAUCCAAUGAUCUUUUGAGUAAAAUUAAGGGGAACUUGGCCCGGGCUGUUCAGUUUCGAGAAAUAUGGCCCGGUGUGCUGUUUUGGACGAGGAAGCUUUCCACGUACAUACGACUAUAUGGACGAAAGUUUAGCAAAGAAGACCACGUGCUUUUCAUCAAGUUGCUCUAUGAGCUAGUUACCGUCCCUCGUCUCGAAGUCAGCAUGAUGCAAGGCCUGGCUCGUCUCCUCAUCAACCUGCUCAAGAAAAGAGAGCUUCUCUCAAGGGAGGACCUGGAAUUGCCUUGGAGGCCUCUCUAUGAACUGCACAACAGGAUCCUUUUCUCUAAGACGGAGCAUUUGGGCCUCAAUUGGUUUCCCAACUCUGUGGAAGGUGUGUUGAAGACACUUGUGAAAAGCUGCAGGCCAUAUUUUCCAGAGUCUGCAACCCAGGAGAUGCUGGAUGAGUGGAGACCCCUAUUUUGUCCAUUUGACGUCACCAUGCAGACAGCAAUCUGCUACUUUGAACUCUUUCUACCCACAACUCUACCACCGGAGCUGCAUCAUAAGGGCUUCAAGUUGUGGUUUGAAGAGUUGAUCAACUUGUGGGUAUCGGUGCAGAAUCUUCCAAGCUGGGAACUGAAUCUGGUGAAUCUCUUUGCUCGCUUGGCCAAUGACAACAUCGGCUACGUUGACUGGGAUCCUUAUAUUCCCAAGAUUUUCACAAGAGUCCUGAGGAGUUUGAAUCUUCCCGUGGGGACCAGCCAGAUGAUGUUCCCGCGAUACUUAACCAAUGCCUACGACAUCGGCCAUGCGGUGCUUUGGAUAUCGUCACUUCUGGGUGGACCAAGUAAACAAACUCAAGCACAGCUCACUGGCCUUUUCAACAGCAUCACAUCUUUCUUCCACCCAUCAAACCACGGUCGCUGGUUGAUGAAACUCAUGAAGUUGCUGCAGCGUCUUCCUGCCAGUGUUGUUCGACGGCUGCAUCGAGAGCGCUACAGAAAGCCUUCAUGGUUAACGCCGAUCCCUGACAAUUAUAAGCUCACUGAGGACGAUAUCACAGACUUUGUAGAGAGUAUGAUGCAGCCAGUACUGCUGGCCAUGUUCAGCAAAACAGGCAGUCUCGAUGCUGCUCAGGCUCUCCAGAACCUUGCACUGAUGAGGCCUGAGUUGGUCAUUCCUCCGGUUCUGGAGAGAACAUACCCAGCACUGGAAACUCUAACAGAGCCCCACCAGCUGACAGCCACACUAAGCUGCAUGAUCGGUGUCGCGCGGAGCCUAGUGUCUGGUGGAAAGCACCUUCCUGAGGGGCCCACUCACAUGUUGCCCCUACUCAUGAGGGCCCUGCCUGGAGUUGAUCCAAAUGACUUCAGCAAGAGCAUGAUCACUUUCCAGUUUAUUGCUACAUUUGUGACUCUUGUGCCUUUGGUGGACUGUUCAUCUGUUCUACAUGAAAGAACAGACUUGACAGAGGUGGAAAAGGAAAUGUGCUCAGCCUCUGCAGAAUUUGAAGACUUUGUGCUCCAGUUUAUGGACAGGUGCUUUGCCCUAAUCGACAGCAGCACUCGAGAGCAAACACGUGAGGAAACAGAAACUGAGAAAAUGACCCAUUUGGAGAGUUUGGUGGAACUCGGCUUAUCUUCUACCUUCAGCACUAUCCUUACUCAGUGCUCCUUGGACAUCUUCAAGGUGGCCCUGGAAAAGGUUUUUAACUUUGCAACCACCAACAUUUUUGAGACUCAUGUAGCUGGAAGGAUGGUGGCGGAUAUGUGCCGGGCUGCUGCCAAGUGUCACCCUGCAGAGUCUCUUAAGAUGUUUGUGCCUCACUGCUGCAGUCAAAUACACCAAAUUGCUUCUCAUGAAGAAGUAUUACAUGAAGAGGAACUUGACAAGGAGUUUUUAUGGAAUCUCCAGCUACUGUCAGAGGUUACUCGAGUGGAUGGUCACAAGCUCCUGCCCUAUUCCUCUGACUUGGCCCAGAUUUUGCAGUUGACCCUCCACCUCAAGUGUAAGCAGGGCUAUAUCCUAGCAUGCAACCUACUGCAUCACAUCCUCCGCUCUACUGCCCUCAUAUAUCCUACUGAGUAUUGCAGUGUGCCAAGUGGCUUCUGCCAACCAAUCACAGAGUACCUACCCAUCAAGGAUUGGGGUCGUCCAGGUGAUUUGUGGAACUUGGACAUCCGGUGGCAUGUGCCCAGUGCUGAUGAGACCACCUUUACCUUUUAUUUACUGGGCCUGAUUCUUAAGCCAGAACUGAAUAGGCUUCAAAGUUUUGCUGAGGGAGAACAAGAAAUGAGCAGAGAUGAUGUCUUACAGAGUCUCACCAUUGUUCAACACUGUCUCUUGGGAGCCGGUGGUCUUAUGCCUCCCUUGAAAGGAGAGCCUAUACCUGAACUGGUCCAUAGUAUGGUGACUCUAGAGGAGACCACCCUGUAUACUGGAACAAAGUAUGAUGAGUCCAAAGAGAACUACAGAGAUUCCAUUUGUCAUGUGAUGAGACAGUUGCUUCAUUAUAUACUGGAACACUCUGAAGAUGACACCAAGUCUCUUUUUUCCAUUAUCAAGAUUAUCAGUGAAUUGCUGCACUUUAAAGGUUCCCACAAACAUGAGUUUGACUCUCGCUGGAAGAGCUUCAACCUUGUGAAAAAAUCGAUGGAAAACAGGCUUCAUGGCAGAAAGCAGCAUAUCAGAGCUCUGCUCAUUGACAGAGUCAUGCUCCAGCACGAACUGCGCAAGCUGACGGUGGAAGGGUGUCAGUACAGGAGCAUUCACCAGGAGCUGAUGAGGGAUCUGUUGCGCCUCUCCACAAGCACCUACAGCCAAGUACGUAGCAAAGCUCAAAGUGUACUGUUCACUUCACUUGGCACAUACAAUUUCUGCUGUCGAGAUGUGAUUCCCCAUGUCCUUGAGUUUCUCAACCCAGACAACAGCAGCAUCACACAGCAACAGUUCAAAGGUGCCUUGUAUUGUCUGCUUGGGAAUCACAGUGGAGUGUGCCUGGCCAAUUUGCAUGACUGGGAGUGCAUUGCCCUGACUUGGCCUGCUAUUGUUCGAUCUGGCCUCAGUUCAGCCAUGUCUUUAGAGAAGCCCUCCAUAGUGCGGCUCUUCGACGACCUCGCUGACAAAAUUCACCGACAGUAUGAGACCAUUGGGAUCGACUUCUCCAUCCCUGAAGAGACCUGUGAUGUAGCCAAACAACUUAUGGUCACUGGAAAUCCCUUUCCUAAAGACCCUAUUCCUUCAGAGGAAGAAACAUCAAAAGGAGUUCACAGGCAGGAACUCAAGAAUUUAGAGUCUGGCAAGAAGUACCAGCAGCUCAUUGGUGAUUUGCUGAACUUCCUCAGCAACAGAAACUUGCCGUGGAAAUUUGAACACAUCACUAUUGGCUUCUUGUCACUGCUCCUGAGAGAUGACCACCAACUCCCGCCGGCAGCCGUUUUGUUCUUUGUCAAAACCCUUAACCACGACUCCCUCUACGUGCGCAAGGUGGCAAUAUCAGCUGUGGCAGGGAUCAUGAAACAAAUAAAAAUGCCUCAUAAGAAAGUGCCAGUCAGCCCUUCUGAGCUUUGCAAGCAGCACAAAGGUUUGUCUAGUUUUCAUCUUUGCUGUUCAAAAACAUUUUAUCAAACAAAUUGGAAAAUGUUUUCUGUUGGUGUAAAAGGUGCACUUCAAGAGACGGAAGGUAUAGUGGCCGGUGACCGCCCAGACAACAAGUGGCUGCAGUAUAACAGCAACAGCCUGCCAAGGACUCAGCAGGACUGGGAUCUCUGUGCCUUUGUGGAAAAGACUCAUUGGGGUUACUACAGUUGGCCAAGGAAACUGAUGAUGUAUGCUCCUGAGGAAGAGCAGCCCAAACAGAAGCUAACUAGAGAGGAAAUGACAGAGCGGGAGCAGAUCAUCUACGACCAUUUCUCAGACCCAGUAUUCAUCAAGCAGUUUAUUGAGUUUCUCUCUCUAGAGGAUCGAAAGGGAAAAGACAAGUUUAGCACGCGCAGAUUCUGUUUGUUCAAGGGUUUGUUCCGCAAUUUCAGUGACACCUUCCUGCCUCUGCUGCAGCCUCACAUGCAGCGCUUGGUAGCAGACACCCAUGAGAGUAAGCAGCGUUGUGUUGCAGAGAUCAUAUCUGGCCUAAUCAGAGGAUGCAAGCACUGGAGUUACUCUAAGGUUGAGAGCCUUUGGGAAGUGUUGUGUCCACUCCUUCGUACAGCCUUGUCCAACAUCACCGUAGAAACAUAUGCAGACUGGGGCACCUGCAUAGCCACCGCCUGCGAGAGUAGAGACCCUCGCAAACUUCACUGGCUGUUUGAGAUGCUCAUGGAGUCUCCAGUCAAUGGGGAGGGAGGCUCAUUUGUCGAUGCUUGUCGCCUGUAUGUGCUGCAGGGAGGCCUUGCUCAGCAGGAGUGGCGUGUGCCAGAGCUCCUCCACAGAUUGUUGCAGUACUUGGAGCCCAAACUGACUCAGGUUUACAAAAAUGUACGGGAGCGGAUUGGAAGCGUGCUGACCUACAUCUUCAUGAUAGAUGUCAACCUGCCUUACACUCAACCAACCACCUCGCCUCGCAUCUCGGACUUCACCGACAGAAUUUUGUUACAGCUGAAACCCCUGACUGAGGGCGACGAGGAGAUCCAAAACCAUGUGGUUGAGGAGAAUGAGGUGGGGGAGCAGGAUGAGAGAACACAAGCGAUCAAACUUUUCAAAACAGUGUUAAAGUGGCUGAUUUCAAGUGCCGGCCGCUCCUACUCCACCGCUGUCCCUGAGCACCUGCGCUUGCUGCCCCUACUCUUCAAAAUUGCUCCAGUCGAAAAUGAUGACAGUUAUGAUGAGCUGAAGAGGGAUGCAAAGACCUGCCUCUCUCUCAUGUCGCAGGGGCUCCUCUACACAGAGCAGAUCCCCAUGGUCCUCAAUGUCCUGCAGGAGAUUGCAGGCAGCAGCUCCUGGCACGCUCGCUACACGGUGCUGACAUACCUCCAGAUCAUGGCAUUUUAUAACCUGUUCACAUUCAUGAGUGACCAGAAAGCAGUGAAUGACGUGCGGGCGCUGGUUAUAAGACUGCUGGAGGACGAACAGCUGGAGGUAAGAGAAAUGGCAGCCACCACACUCAGUGGCUUCCUCCAGUGCAAUUUCCUGCGCAUGGAUGCCCCCAUGCAGGCUCACUUUGAGGCUCUGUGCAAGACCCGCCUCCCUAAAAAGAGAAAGAGGGGUGUCGGCUCAACAGUGGACACUAUACCUUCUGCCGACCUGGUGCGGCGCCAUGCUGGUGUUCUUGGGCUGAGUGCUUGCAUUCUCUCAAGCCCAUAUGAUGUACCCACCUGGAUGCCCCAGCUAUUAAUGGACCUCAGUGUCCACCUCAAUGAUACCCAACCAAUUGAAAUGACUGUGAAGAAAACCCUGUCCAACUUUCGGAGAACGCAUCAUGACAACUGGCAGCAGCAUAAGCAGCAGUUCACAGAUGACCAGCUGCUAGUGCUCACUGACCUGCUGGUCUCCCCCUGUUACUAUGCCUAAAACCUGACUACAUCCAUGCCAGCCUGCAUCAAGGAGGUGGCUGCAGUUCCAAGACACCAGGAAGUGGCACACAAAAUAAUUUGCAAUGUUGUGUAUUAUGUAUGUAGCUCAUUUACAUUUCUUCUAUACUUAAUAUUUAAGGAUCAAUCAUGGCAGGGAUGGAUGACCUGCAGUGUGUAAUAUUUCUGUUUUUUUUUUCUUUUAGUUUGGUUGUUUGAUCGUGUGUGUGGAUGCUUGAAAAUGUGUGACGCGUCGGACACAUUUCUCAGGGUUUACAUCCCAAGAAUCAACUCUGAGCCAACACAAUGUCCCGGUGUAGGACAUGUGCUUCAUUAUCAUCUUCCUUAAGUGAAGUGUUUGUCUUUAACUGCAAAACGUUGUCAACGGAACUCUUUGGAUUAGAUUGUUUGUGUGGCUGUUUGAUCUAGAUAUGAUUAUAUGCAUCGUGUGUGUCACGCUUUAGCAAAUAUGCACAAACAUAUUUAUUUAUUUAUAAGUUCUUGAAGUGCUGCAUUUAUAUUUUUCUAGCAAGUAUUUCUGCAGGUUAAGUAGGUGGGUUAGAUUUAUUUUUUGUUCUCCCCCCCCCCCCCCCCCCCCGGUAAAGCACUACAUCCUAUUUUCAGCUACUCUUGCAAAGAAAGGGGAGAGUGCACUCCCCCAUGCGGUGCUGUCAUGUUUGUGUUGUGAGUACCUGAGCACUUUUCAAGGUUCUCCAGCGCAAAACAUUGUUCACUGUGCCAGUCCAUAAUUUCAAUUAAUUGUUGAUUCCCCCUGCCCCACCCCUCCUAUAACUAUCUUAUUUAGCUCAGCUUAUGUUUUCCUGUCGUGACUUGAAAUGAGUCCCAACAUUGAAGCAUUUAGUACCUCACCUUUGUAUAGUGUAGUGCCAACAUUUCUGUGACUUUUUAUUUAGAUGAACUGUUUGCUCAUUGUAUGAUAUUAUGUAUAAAUAAAUUGUUUAUAAAACUA